AUGUGCACCAAUCUGCAGAUUGCGUUCUCCUGCGGCUGUCAGAAGGAGAUGGACUUUAUUCAGUCAGUCAUCCACAUAAACCGCCGCGCCCAUGAAUCCGUCCGCAGCACUAUAGCCCAACCCCUCAAAGCACCAUCCACAAGCCUGGGCCAGCUCUCACUCCUACACCUAGAACUCAUACACGAAAUCUGCCUCUAUCUCGACAUCGAAUCCCUCUUCCGAUUACGCCAAGUCAGCCGUCGCGCCCAACAAAUCGUCAACACCAGUCGCUUCUACCGGGAGACAACAACACACGCACUCGACGCAUUCUGCGCACUUCUAAGAACAAAGAUAGCAAACCAAUUCACCCUUACCGAGCUGUCCACCGCGCUCUGUACGCGCGACUGUCUCCUCUGCGGCAGCUCAUUCGGAGGCUUCCUCUUCCUCCCGACCCUCCUCCGCUGCUGCUUUUCAUGUAUCCAGAAGGAUCGCCUGCCCCGGCUCGUGCCUUACGCCGAUGCAAAAUGGUAUAUUUCGUCGAAGUGUAAGACAGCUUCGAAGGCAUAUCGCUUACUCAAGUCACUUCCGAUUCUUCGGACCAUACCGGGGAUCUACUCCAUGCAGGAGGUAUCGAGCAAGGGAAGGAGACAACUAGUGACUAUGGACGAUCUUAUCCGGGUGGUUGGGUCUAAGCCUACUAGUGAUGAAGAAGCUACUUGGACUGCGGCUAAAUCAUAUUCCAACUUGCCAUUCAUGGCGACGACUACCUUACCUUAUCUUGAUCGGGCUAGUGGGCGCAUCGAGCACGGUGUUUGUUGCACUGGGUGCCAGGUUUCUCUGGAAGAGGGCCUUACGAAGGGAAUGCGUUUUGGGGCUGAUGGCUUGGCUUUGCGUGAUAAGGUUUAUUCGCAUGAGGGUUUUAUAGGGCAUUUUAGAGAGUGUCUGAAGGCCCAGGAGGUGUGGAGAUUGCGGGAAAUGGGGACAUCUGUUGCCAAGGUUUCGGAGUUUGUGCGUCGCAGAGGGUAUUUUAAGGAGAGGGACGUCGUUAUGUCGUUUGAUCCGGCCAAUAAGGCAUAA
Messenger RNA from Aspergillus piperis CBS 112811, 1056 nucleotides. Its product is annotated as F-box protein. Gene Ontology annotation, molecular function: protein binding. The coding region runs from base 1 to 1056 and encodes 351 amino acids. Lineage: Eukaryota; Fungi; Ascomycota; Eurotiomycetes; Eurotiales; Aspergillaceae. The transcript has 2 exons. The record is from RefSeq and is a predicted model, not a curated record.